AUGCAAUCCUUGCAGCUCGAGUGCGAUGGAUGUCACUUUCAUGAUGCAUGGCUACCCAAGGUGGCGGACGGUGAAUUGCGGCGCAGAAAUCGCAACGAUGUCUCUCUGCCUCCGCUUUUCCUUGAAAGAGCUGUCUCAUGCUUGUUGCAUUUUGCUUCUGCCCAGGGCGCUAAGUUACAUGUCUGCUUGAGCUCUCAGCUACAUGUUCCAUGUGCGGCUGCUUCUCGGCUGGUGCUUGGGGCUCUUCCUCGAGGAAAAGUCCUUAAGCCCCUCGUGCCCGAGUUUGGCCGCUACCUCAAAGUGCUGACGUAUCCUGAGUCCGGCGCCUUGCUGAGGUUCAUGCGUACUCUUCCCAAUGGCGCCAAGGUCACUUCGCGUUUUCUGAGUGGGGGAUCGAGUCCCGGCGAAGUUGCCCUUGUGGGCGAUUAUCUCGAUACUGUGGAUCUCACUUGCAAGCCCAGGCAGGGCUCGUUCGACAUUCAGGAUGUUUCGCUUGCCUGUUUUAGCCAUUGUCCGUUUCCUGACAACGCACCUCUUCACAAGGGCUGCAAAGCUGAGUGCUUGAGCGAUCGGUGUUUUCAGAAAGGUUUCAUCGCGAAGGCAGAGCUGCGCAUGCUGCUUGAUGUGUUGCCCACUGAUCGGAAAUUCGCCAAGAGCAGGGGUGACUGCCUCGAUUCCACAAAGACGUGGACCUCAGGGGUUUUCCACUUCUCCGGCCAUGCCGGCCUCAGGGAUGUCAACAACACUCCCGGUGUGCCCAACCUUCUCAUCCCUUGCUCUGAUUUCAAAGCAGGGGCUGUCAGAGUUCGCCCGGCGGAUCCACAGCAACCCGAACUUGUGCUUGAAGUGUCGCAGCACCCGGCCAAGCUCGAUGCGGCGCUGGUGCAUUCUACUGACGACUGGUCGGGCGAGCGGAUUCUUCUUGUGGCCUUCCAUGUUCAGGGCGCGACAUCUAUGAGUUGCGCAGAUCAGAAGAGAUGUGCUGAACUUGGCUUUGUUUUGGGAAUCGACGCUGCUGAGGAUCGCGUACCUGAUGCUGAUGGUUUGGGCCGUUCUUCUACUGAAACUGUUUUCGUUGGAGUUCCCAGCGAUCCCGAGGAGUUCAUACGAAAAGCGGUGGAAGCAGGGCAUCCAAUGGACAUGGCCAGGCAUGUGUGCCCGGCGGUGGACCGGGCGAGCAAGGCCAACUUCUGCGAUCCUCCGGAAGCGGUCAUCCAGCGCCGGCUGUGCACUCUCCGACGUUGGGAGAGUCGUGCUGCCGAACUUGAUCCUCUUGAGAUGGAGGCGAACAUGCGGAGGCCACACCACAUACAGGCGCUGCUCAAGGGCAAGCGCAUCCUCCUCUGGAAGGAGCUCUUACGCGAGAUAGGUUACCCGGACGUUAAGAUCCUUGACGAGGUCGAACAGGGUCUGCCUCUCACUGGGUGGAUGGCCGAGUCGCAGGUUUUCGCGAGCAACCCGAGAGCGCCUACAAUGUCUGUGGAAACCGUCGUCGCCAUGAACAAGGGUUUUCACGCUCUGGUGAAAGGGCGCCUCGCUAAGAGACAGGAUCACGACGUUGAGCAGAAGACUUGGGCCGAGACGGAGGAGGAGAUCGCUAAGGGAUGGUUCUGGAUAGAUGAGUCUGGCUGCUGGGAAGGAAAAAUCAUUGCACACCGGUUUGGCCUUCUUCAAAAACUUAAGCUGCGAACGAUCGAUGACUGCAGUGUUGGGGGUCUCAACUGCACCGUUGGGCUUCCGGAAAAGAUGCGAGUUCAUUCCAUCGACAUUCUUGCAGCUAUGUUGCGGCGCGCUCUGGAGCUUUGUGGCGGCAAGGCCACCUGUCGCUGGCUCGGCCGCACGUGUGAUCUUCAAGCGGCCUAUCGUCAAUUUGGGAUAAGCGCUGCAGCUCGGGAACUUUUGAGGAUUGUCGUCAACAAGCCUGGUGCGGCACAGCCCAUCCUCCUUGGAGCCAACAGUCUUCCUUUCGGUGCAGUGGGCUCUGUUGCUGGAUUCCUCAGGCUGUCCAUGGCUAUUUGGUCCAUCAGUCUGGUUGGGCUGGAGCUGUGCUGGUCCGCUUAUUACGAUGACUUCCCAACUGUCACAAGCGAACCGCUGCUCGAGAACACGAGCUCCUGUGUCGACCGCAUGUUUACACUGCUUGGACUUGAUUAUGCUAACGAGGGCAAGAAAGCUCCACAGUUUGCGGAUUCUUUUGCGGCACUUGGAACGUGGAUUUGCAGCGAGCUCAGUGCGGCUCGAUUGAAGCAGGAGCUGACCACGUGCAUUGACUCCAUCCUUGCGGACGGCAGCAUGACUACGAAGGAGGCGGAGAAGCUCAGAGGACGACUCGUCUUCUUCGAAGGAUUCACUUUCGGUAGAGUUGCUCAAGUGGCUGUCAAGCAUGUGGGUCGCCAUGCUCAAGGCUCGAGUGGUACUGUGAAGCUGUCUGCUGAUGUCAAGUGGGCUUUACACAUGAUUAGGAGGCGCAUCUGUCAUGCUCUGCCUGUGACCAUAUCGGCAAUGGCACUGCAGACCACUUGUAUCUUCACAGACGGUGCGUUCGAGCAAGGUCGAGGCUCUUUCGGAGGAGUAUUGGUCUCUCCUCAUGGUAGGUGUGUUGCUUACUUUACAGGGGAAGUGAGCCGUGAGGCGAUGCAUCACUUGCUUGCGACGUCGACUCAUCCUAUCUAUGAGCUUGAGCUUCUGCCAGUGCUUAUCGCGAUGCACGUUUGGGGAAAGUUAUCCUCCCACCAGCAAACCGUUUACUAUCUUGACAACGAGCCGGCAAGGAUUGGGAUGAUCAAGGGGGCGGGUGGCACUGCCAUCGCGGACCUUAUCAUCUCCAAAGCCACUGCCCUUGAGUGUGAGCUAGGCCAGCACGCCUGGUACGCUCGUGUUCCAUCACAUUCCAACAUCGCUGACGAUCCGAGUCGCUUUUACUUCGAACGACUUCACAAGCUUGGUGCUGCGAGAAUUCUGCUUGACGAAAGCUGGGUCGCGAGCCUCGUUUUGGAAGCGGGGUGA
Molecule: messenger RNA, 3006 nt
Organism: Symbiodinium sp. CCMP2592
Lineage: Eukaryota; Dinophyceae; Suessiales; Symbiodiniaceae
Source: the annotation of a GenBank genome assembly